This is a messenger RNA of Drosophila grimshawi, 1631 nucleotides long. Its product is annotated as methyltransferase-like protein 25. The transcript has 3 exons. Lineage: Eukaryota; Metazoa; Arthropoda; Insecta; Diptera; Drosophilidae. Bases 1 to 1494 code for a protein of 497 amino acids. The record is from RefSeq and is a predicted model, not a curated record.
AUGACUCCCAACGUAGCAGACUUGCAGCGUUCCAUCGAUCGUUUAUUGGAAUAUUUGGACCCGCAUUGGAAGUUUGUCAAUUGUCACAUGGUCAACUAUCUAACGGACAAUCAUUGGCUCCAGUUUGUACCCGAUGCAGUGCGAGCUGAGCUGCGCAGUGAUAUUGACAUAAAUCUGGCCAUAGAGAAAUUGUUUUGGCACACUGAAUGUGACUCACAGCAAUUCCCAGCGUUGUCAAAAUUUUUAGCUGCAGCCGAGCGGCAGCGACUCAAAUGCUGCUCGGAGUUGUUGACAACAGUGGAACAAGUGGAAGAGCUACUGGCUGCAAGCACAGACACGCAGCAGCUAAGCAUACGGGAAUUUAUGAGCGCCAAAAAGUGUCAUGAGGUGGAACUAACCGCGGCAUUAGUUAACAAACUCGUCCAAAGUAGCUCAGCAGCAGCAAAUUGUUAUAUUGUCGAUGCUGGCGAUGGUAAAGGGUAUCUCUCGUCGAGAUUGGCACUUCAGUUUGGGCAUCGUGUGCUGGGCAUUGAUGCCAAUAUAUCAAACACUGAAAACGCGUUGACACGCAAUCGCAAGCUACAGCGCGCAUGGAAUGGUUUAACGGAACGCGCUGAUCUGGAGAGUCAAGGAAUAAAACCAGCCAGACGCGGCAAAAAGCAGAAGUCAGAAGUGGAUAAAUCUAUAAUUACGCCCCCACCGGACAAUUAUAAAACCACAUCUAGAUUUAUUACAACUGAAUUGAAAUUGACGGCUCUGAUAGAGGAGCACUUCGAGCAGGCCCAGGCAGCCCGAAACAGCCCCCAAAUAUGUUUAACUGGUCUGCACACCUGUGGAAAUUUGGCAGCCACCUGUUUGCAGGUGUUUCAUGCCCAGCAGGAAUGUCGCAUCCUUUGCAACGUAGGUUGCUGUUAUCAUUUGUUACGUGAACGUUACUCGCAACACGAAUUCUUUGGCAAUAAAGCCUUGAUGGAGCAGCAAACGGAUUAUGGUUUUCCACUGAGCAACUAUCUACAGAGUCGUCAGUUACGCCUCGGACGAAAUGCACGAAUGCUUGCCGCCCAGUCCAUGGAGCGCACAAUCGCAGCCAAGGAAUUACCCAAUAUAACACUCUACUAUCGCUCAUUGCUCGAACUCUUGGUUUGUCGCCAUGCGCCCCACUUGAAGAAUGAACUGCAAGUGGGCAAAGUGCGUAAAUUCAACGGUUUUGUGGAAUAUGUUCAAAAGUGUGCCGAUAAAAUAAGUGCCCCUUGGCUUGCAGCUGUGGAUGAGGAGGAGCUCCAAUUGUUGGAACAACAAUACGAACUAGAUCGUCAUUAUCUAUCAUUGUUUUAUCUUCUGCGCAUGUCAUUUGGCCCGGUUCUUGAGAAACUUAUAUUAUUGGAUCGUCUGCUGUAUCUCAAGGAACUGGGCUAUCGGCACAGUCAUCUUGUUGAUUUAUUUGAUCCGGUUAUUUCGCCCAGGCAUUACGCGAUAGUUGCUAUCAAGCCUUAGACCACUACAGUGCUUAGAAGCUACAUUAAUCACUCGACAGAUAAAACUUUAAGAAUAACUAGCUUAUAUGAUUGUAUAGAUAGGCAUAAUGUCUGCAAUGUACAAUUGAUUAUAAAAUAUAUUAUAUGUCAAUCGAA